UGGACAUCUCCGGGCAGAAAGGAGGAGCCACGAACGCAGGGCUGAACAAAAAGGUGAGGUCGUCUGACAUUUGCCUCAGACGCAGAUGCUGACACUCACCAACAGGAUAUAAAGACAGGAACAUACGAGGACUCAAGGAAGAAUAAACGUCUUUAGGAGGAUUAAAAGUUCAGGCAAUGAAGAAGAGAUUUGGCUGCAGGAUUUUUUCAGCCUGUGAUUAACUUUUCCCUGCAAGCUUCAAUGGAGAACAUCAGUGCCGCCCCCUACGAGCCCACUGAGGCCUGCAGAGCCGCAAACAGGGCGCUCUACAACUUCUACGCAACCGUCACCAUCGUGAUCUUCACCCUGGCUUUGCCCCUGAACGCGUCUGUGCUCCACCUCUUCAUUUUCAAGCUCAGGUUUUGGAAGUUAAACACCAACAACAUCUUCCUCUUCAACCUGGUCCUGGCUGACGUGCUCCUGCUCUUCUGUUUGCCCAUGAAGGCGUAUAACUUCACCAACGGAUACAGAAGGAGUGUUAACGAGGUGCUCUGCAAAGCUACGCUCUUCAUGUUGUUCUUGAACCGCGGCGCCAGCAUCGCCUUCCUCACGGUCACGUCCAUCGAUCGAUAUUUCAGCGUGGUGCAUCCGGGGCGGAAGAAUCUCGUGAAAGCUCUCAAGAAGUUCCCUGAGAUCUCGAUCCUCAUCUGGCUCCUUCUUCCGCCUCUGACUAUUCCCACCAUGGUCACGAACUUUGAAUGCUGCAACACCCACAAACACGAGAAGCAUGAUACUCUGAUCAAGGAUGUGCUGGACAGCAUGAGGGAGGUGGUGUUCUUCACGCAGGUCCUGGUUCCCUUUGUGAUCCUCACCUACUGCACGGUGCACAUCAUCAACCGGCUCAGGAGGAGGACUGUUGGGGACACGGCCAAGCUGAGGAGAGCCGUGUUCCUGGUGAUGUCUGUGAUGGUGGUCUUCUCCUUCUGCUUCCUGCCCUGCGCCGUGGCCAGGAUGGUUCUCCUCGUUGUCAAAGUGCAGGAGCUGAGUGAGUCCGAGCAGGAGAAGGCUGUGGUCGCCUUCGACGGCCUCAUGGUCCUCUCCUUCAUGGACUGUCUACUGGACCCACUGGUCUACUGCUUCUGUAGCACCAAGUUUAAAACUCUUUACUUCUCCAAUUAUUUCCCGUUUUUAGUGAAAAGACCUUCGAUACCGUUAAAUAGCUCUGUGGGGAAAACUAUGCAACCCGUAUGCAGCAAUGCCACUUAAACUCAUGGACAGUUUGUGUAAAGCGUGGAAGUUGUGUCGUGGCUUAGAACUAGACAUUUUAUUUGACUGGAGGCUUUUACAGACUGAUGAAAUAUGGGCAGUUUGCAGCUUUACCACUGCCAGGCUAGCGUGCACUUUAAAUAAAUCACUACUCUUCCUUUUA
Betta splendens (Siamese fighting fish) is the source of this 1408-nucleotide messenger RNA. It is a transcript of the gene gpr31, whose product is annotated as G protein-coupled receptor 31. Lineage: Eukaryota; Metazoa; Chordata; Actinopteri; Anabantiformes; Osphronemidae. Gene Ontology annotation, cellular component: membrane. Gene Ontology annotation, biological process: G protein-coupled receptor signaling pathway. The record is from RefSeq and is a predicted model, not a curated record. The transcript has 2 exons. Gene Ontology annotation, molecular function: G protein-coupled receptor activity. Bases 241 to 1245 code for a protein of 334 amino acids.